AUGGCCCAUGGGAGGCGCCGCGGUCUCCGCUCCCUUUCCCUGGCCGUCGUGGUCUAUCGCGAGGACGCGCAGACGAGACAGUCCCCCGCCGAUGGGGGCGGCUGGACGCUGAUCUGGCAAGCGGCCGCCGACACGUUCCGGACGGCGCUGGCGGCGGUCGCAGCGAGUGGGAUCGCGGUGCAGCGCCUCGACGUCUACAACAGUGUAGAGCGGUGUAGCCUGGCGUGCAAUGUACCCAGUUCCGUGAACUUUGAAUUCAACGCGCUAGCCACGUCCCUCGCGUCGCUGAAAACACUCGCCGUGAGCUUCUCGGAUCGGAUUAUCAAUCCACGGACAGAGGAUUUCGGCCUGACGGGCGACUCAGCGGACGAGUGGGACGAGCGUUGGGAAGAUAAGUUGAGGGAAACUGAGGAUAUAGAGCAGGAGGUGUAUCAAGAUUCAACGUUUAGUGGUCUUCCCGCCUUGAUAAAACGUUGCCGGGGACUCGAGAGUCUCGAACUCCAUCAUUAUCAACUUCAGGAUCUGAUCGUCUCGGAACUCAACCGGUACCGUGAACGGUUCUUCCCAUCCAUAGCUGAGAUGGAUCCGCUACCUCCGUUGAAGCGCCUCGUCCUCCGCGGAUUACGGGUGAGAUCAGCAGAUAUACUCGCCUUUCUACAAAGGCUACAGCCAACGCUGAGAGAGCUCUCGCUACGGAAUCUGAUUCUCCUCGACGGGGCAAAGUACGAGACCAUCUUCGGUUACUGCACGUCGGAGGAGGCGGCCUUGGAGCGGUUGUACUUGGACCAUUUGCUGGAGCCGGUAGUGACUGCCAGUGGCGCGUACAGCUGCCGCCGACUGGUCUAUUUUACCGGGGAACCGAACCAGGAGCCUAAGCUCCGGCGCAAGGAUCUCCCACGCCGCGGUAGUAACACGGUAGAAAGGAUCGGUGCAGCACAGACCAGGCAGCCGAUUCCGUACUUCUCAGUCUCGGUCCCGUUGAGAGAAAGGGGCAGUAGGCCUGCCUUUUCCCCGAACGUCAGGGCUCCCUAUUCUCUGUGUCUUUAUGGGCCGCAUGAUUAUGGACCCCCAUGA
Molecule: messenger RNA, 1074 nt
Organism: Aspergillus terreus NIH2624
Lineage: Eukaryota; Fungi; Ascomycota; Eurotiomycetes; Eurotiales; Aspergillaceae
Exons: 1
Coding region: 1-1074 (357 amino acids)
Source: RefSeq, a predicted model, not a curated record